GACGGCCGCCGCCUUCCGCCCGCCAGCGAGACGGAGCCGAUGGACGGCGCACCCUUUCUGGCGCUGGCCGCCCACCACUCGCAGGGCUCCGUCUUCCUGCUGGGGGGGACGGACAGCGUCCGCAUCAUGCAGGUGCGCGAGUCCAAGCGGCUGGCCUGCGCGCAGCUGGCCGAGGUGCGGUUGGACGGCGAGGUCCCCGUGUGGCUCCGCCCCGGCGGCGGCCCGCUCAGCGACCAAGCGGGCGACGGCGAGCCGCACGGCGAGCACGCCGCGGCGGGCCGGGGCGGCGGCUGCGGCGAGGGCGCGGGCGCGGUGCUCGCGGUG
Molecule: messenger RNA, 324 nt
Organism: Prorocentrum cordatum
Lineage: Eukaryota; Dinophyceae; Prorocentrales; Prorocentraceae
Source: the annotation of a GenBank genome assembly